Messenger RNA from Cyprinodon variegatus (sheepshead minnow), 860 nucleotides. RefSeq names its product ST6 (alpha-N-acetyl-neuraminyl-2,3-beta-galactosyl-1,3)-N-acetylgalactosaminide alpha-2,6-sialyltransferase 3 (gene st6galnac3). The coding region runs from base 121 to 831 and encodes 236 amino acids. NCBI's taxonomy places the organism in Eukaryota, Metazoa, Chordata, Actinopteri, Cyprinodontiformes, Cyprinodontidae. Gene Ontology annotation, biological process: oligosaccharide metabolic process; ganglioside biosynthetic process. Gene Ontology annotation, molecular function: alpha-N-acetylgalactosaminide alpha-2,6-sialyltransferase activity. The record is from RefSeq and is a predicted model, not a curated record. The transcript is spliced from 3 exons.
GGAGGGGGGGUUAAAAUAACGCGAGAGAAAGAAGACCGAAUAACGGUUUACUCCAACAUACAUGGAAACCUCGAACCCACCAAUUUAAAUCACAUCCACACCGCGUCCUGUUAUGUUUACAUGUGGCCAGACGGACUUGGUGAGCGCGUUUUACAGGCUGCAGAAAACCAGCGAACAACCAUUGUGUGCUUAGAAAGAAGAAGAAUGGCCUGGAUGUGGAAGAGGAAGUCGCUGAUUGCCACCAGUCUGAUUGUAGCUGUGUCGCUCUUCGUGGUUGUGGUGAACUUCACGGAGAAGCCGUACUUCCUCUUGCAGCCUGUGUUUGGUCAGACGUUCAGCAGCCGCUGGAUGUUCUCCAAGCAGUCCUACAAGGCUUUAAAGCCUCACCUGGGCUAUGUCAGAAUCCCGAAACAAGAGCCCCUGAAGCUGAACUGUGAACUGUGCAGCAUUGUGUCCAGCUCCGGCCAGAUGUUGGGCCAGGCUGCAGGCGCACAGAUCGACCGCUCUCCUUGCAUCUGGCGCAUGAACAAUGCUCCCACGCGGGGAUUUGAAAAUGACGUCGGAAGACGAACCACCCUGAGAGUCGUCUCUCACACCAGCGUGCCCCUCCUGCUGCAGAAGCCGCAGCACUUCUUCGGCCAGGGCAAUGACACCGUCUACGUCGUGUGGGGGCCGCUGCGGAACAUGAGGAAGGACGGAAAGGGCAUUGUUUACAACAUGUUGCGACAGGCAUCAGAGAACUAUCCCCAUGCUCGUAUCUACGUCACCACAGAGGACAGGAUGAACUACUGUGACAUGGUGUUCAAGAAGGAGACAGGCAAAGACAGGUGAGCCAUUUGCAUUACCUGUUGUUUUCAUGU